GCGAGGACGCUCGCGGUUAGGCCGGAGGGGCCUGGAGAGCUGGGUGGAGGUGAGCCAGGGCUUUAGGUGGGCUUGCGAGUGGGCUCCUCCGGCGGCGGCCUCAGGAAGUGCGUGGAGCGCUUUGGCUCCUCUGGCAGCCACUAGGUGGUUUAAAUGAAUGCACAAUGGCUGGUAAUCAUAAAUCUUCAUCCCGCCCUGUUUCACGAGGUGGCAUUGGGUUGACGAGCAGGCCUCCUUCUGGAAUGCGACCUCCAUCAGGAAGCAUUCGAGUGGCAACCGGAAUGCCACCUGUAACAGCAAGACCUGGUUCUCGUGGUGGUCCCUUGGGGACUGGUGGAAUUUUAUCACCUCAAAUCAGAGUUGCUGAUCGUCCUGUUACACAGCAAGGUUUAAGUGGAAUGAAAACUGGGAUGAAAGGUCCCCAGAGGCAAAUUUUAGAUAAAUCUUAUUAUCUUGGACUUCUUCGAAGUAAAAUAAGUGAACUUACCACUGAAAUUAAUAAACUUCAGAAAGAAAUAGAAAUGCACAAUCAAGAGAAUUCAGUGUAUUUGUCAUAUGAAAAGAGAGCAGAGACUUUAGCUGUUGAAAUCAAAGAGUCUCAAGGACAGCUAGCAGACUACAACAUGUUGGUAGACAAACUUAAUACCAAUACUGAAAUGGAAGAAGUAAUGAAUGAUUACAACAUGCUAAAAGCUCAGAAUGAUCGAGAAACACAAAGUAUGGAUGUCAUAUUUACUGAAAGACAAGCGAAAGAAAAACAAAUCGUAAGUGUAGAAGAAGAAAUUGAACAAGAAAAACAAGCAGCAGAUGGCAUUAUCAGAAAUAUGUCUUCUGAGAAACAAGUCAAGUAUAUAGAGAUGAAAAACACAAAUGAGAAAUUGUUACAGGAAAUAACACACUCCCAGGUAAAACAGGAGGCUGUAUUACUGCAUGAAAAACUCUAUGAAUUGGAGGCCCACCGAGAUCAAAUGAUUGCCGAAGACCAAAGCAUGGGAUCGCCAAUGGAAGAGAGGGAGAGAUUACUGAAACAGGUUAAAGAAGAUAAUCAAGAAAUAGCCAGCAUGGAGAGACAGUUAACAGAUAUAAAAGAAAAAAUAAAUCAGUUUAAUGAAGAAAUCAGACAACUUGACAUGGAUUUAGAGGAUCAUCAAGGUGAAAUGAAUCAGAAAUACAAAGAACUAAAAAAACGAGAAGAAAAUAUGGACACUUUCAUAGACACUUUUGAGGAAACUAAGAAUCAGGAACUGGAACGGAAGGCGCAUUUAGAAGCCAGCAUUGUUGCACUUUUGGAGCACUGUAGUAGGAAUAUAAAUCGUAUGAAACAGAUAUCUUCUAUUACUAAUCAAGAACUAAAGAUGAUGCAAGAUGACCUUAAUUUCAAAUCUACUGAAAUGCAGAAGUCACAGAGUACAGCUAGGAAUUUGACUUCAGACAGUCAACGUCUACAGUUAGAUCUACAGAAAAUGGAGCUCCUGGAAAGUAAGAUGAUAGAGGAACAACAUUCUCUAAAAAGCAAAAUUAAGCAAAUGACAGCUGAUCUGGAGACAUAUAAUGAUUUGCCAGCUUUAAAAUUAUCAGGUGAAGAAAAGAGAAAGAAAUUGCAUCAGGAGAGAAUGGUAUUAUCAACUCGGAAAAAUGCCUUUAAGAAAAUAACAGAGAAGCUAAAUAGCGAAUAUGAGACACUGAGAACACAAUUACAAGAAAAUGAGACACAUUCUCAGCUUACAAAUUUGGAGAGAAAGUGGCAGCACCACGAGCAAAAUAAUUUUGUGAUGAAAGAAUUCAUAGCAACCAAGAGUCAAGAAAGUGAUUACCAGCAAAUCAUUAAAAAUGUGACCAAGCAGAUUGUGGAAUACAAUAAAGCCCUUGUGGAUGCUCUUCGUAGCACCAGCAGGAAUGGCGUCUGAAACAACUGAUGAGUUCUGUAGCAGUUAUUUUCUUGAUGCUAAACUUUGUACAAGGUGACUGAAAAAUUAAAAUAUCUUACCUUUUAAGAAGUAUAUCUAAAAUUCCUCAAUGCUAUAUAAUUUUUGUGGUCUUUUUAAAGAAUGAUAUUUUAAAUCGUGUAAUAGUUCAGUAAAGAAUUUUCAUA
Molecule: messenger RNA, 2092 nt
Organism: Octodon degus (degu)
Lineage: Eukaryota; Metazoa; Chordata; Mammalia; Rodentia; Octodontidae
Gene: Ift74
Product: intraflagellar transport 74
Exons: 19
Coding region: 165-1907 (580 amino acids)
Biological process (GO): cilium assembly; intraciliary transport involved in cilium assembly
Cellular component (GO): centrosome; cilium; intraciliary transport particle B
Molecular function (GO): beta-tubulin binding
Source: RefSeq, a predicted model, not a curated record